UACCGUCGAUUCCUUUUGUCUCCUCGUUCUCCGCAGUGUUAUCAGCUCCCUUAAACUUGACUCUCCCCUUACCAUGGCAGGGUUUUCCGGAUCACUGUAACCAAACACUAACCUUUCUGCCAUUUUUCUCAGGUAAAUUUUACUUUGUCUCUUAUUUUUCUCGAGAAAGUUAGGCUUUGGUUUUCGAUAAUACGUGGAUAAUGAGCUUCCGGGAUCUCGAGGCGGGCCGCCCCUCGGCUUUGAGGCGCAAUCGCAUCAAUGGCAAGCAGGACUCCACUCAAGCCGUCGCCUCCGGGAUCUUCCAGAUCAACACCGCAGUGUCCACCUUUCAGAGGCUCGUCAACACGCUCGGCACCCCAAAGGACACGCCCGAACUGCGAGAGAAGCUGCACAAGACAAGGCUACAUAUUGGGCAAUUGGUGAAGGAUACUUCAGCUAAACUUAAACAAGCAAGUGAAAUAGAUCAUCAUGCAGAAGUUAACGCCAGCAAAAAAGUUGCCGAUGCUAAACUUGCAAAAGACUUUCAAGCAGUGCUGAAAGAAUUUCAGAAGGCUCAACGUCUGGCAGCUGAGCGGGAAACAGCAUACACUGCUUUUUCUCCCCAAGCAAUUCUUCCUUCCAGCUACACGGCCAGUGAGAUACAUGCAAAUUCAGAUAAGAGUCCAGAACAGCGUGCUCUUCUCGUGGAAUCUAGAAGACAGGAGGUCUUGCUGUUGGACAAUGAGAUUGCCUUCAAUGAGGCUGUAAUUGAGGAAAGGGAGCAAGGUAUACAAGAAAUCCAGAAUCAAAUUGGUGAAGUGAAUGAGAUCUUCAAAGAUCUUGCCGUGCUGGUUCAUGAGCAAGGAGCUAUGAUUGAUGAUAUUGGCUCCAAUAUCGAGAGUUCUCAGGCUGCCACUUCACAAGGGAAAUCUCAACUUGUGAAAGCAUCGAAGACCCAAAGAUCAAAUUCAUCCCUGGCGUGCUUGCUCUUGGUGAUAUUUGGGAUUGUGCUUCUCAUUGUGAUCAUAGUACUUGCAGCUUAAUCCAAUUGUCGAGCAAAACUUGGCGGUGCUCAGCAACAAGAUAGUAUCCCUUUAUUAAUUUCUUUUAAAAGUAUUAUUUUACGAGACAUCAUGGCUGACUGAAGUGUGUCACUUCUAGUGCAAGCUGGUACAUAAAUAGGGUGUCUGCUUACUGUAUUUGGAUGCUUUCAUGGGGUGGGAUAAUUGUUCUCCUCUAAGGUGUUUGGGGGUUUCAGGAUGUGUUACAGCUAAUUGUGUAAUUGUCCUUUAUCCUAUAUAUAAUUAAAUUCGUUA
Molecule: messenger RNA, 1295 nt
Organism: Juglans microcarpa x Juglans regia
Lineage: Eukaryota; Viridiplantae; Streptophyta; Magnoliopsida; Fagales; Juglandaceae
Product: syntaxin-22-like
Exons: 7
Coding region: 201-1022 (273 amino acids)
Biological process (GO): vesicle fusion; intracellular protein transport; vesicle-mediated transport
Cellular component (GO): membrane; endomembrane system; SNARE complex
Molecular function (GO): SNARE binding; SNAP receptor activity
Source: RefSeq, a predicted model, not a curated record